AUGGCACCUCGACUACAGAUACGGCUGAUGACGUGGGAUGUGAAGGACACACUGCUCAGGCUUCGCCACCCUGUUGGAGAAGAGUAUGCCACCAAGGCCCAGGCUCAUGGGCUGAAGGUGGAUGCCACAGCCCUGGGGCAAGCCUUCAGGCAGGCCUAUAAGGCUCAAAGCCAGAGCUUUCCCAACUACGGCCUGAGUCAGGGCCUUACCUCCCGCCAGUGGUGGCUGGAUGUGGUCCUGCAGACGUUCCACCUAGCGGGUGUUCAAGAUGCAAAGGCUGUGGCCCCCGUCGCUGACCAGCUAUAUGAAGACUUCAGCAGCCCUUGUACCUGGCAAGUGUUGGAGGGGGCCAAGGCCACCCUGAUGGGGUGCCGCAAGCGAGGUCUGAAGCUGGCUGUGGUCUCCAACUUUGACCGACGGCUUGAGGACAUCUUGGUGGGUCUUGGCCUGCGGGAACACUUUGACUUUGUGCUGACAUCUGAGGCUGCUGGCUGGCCCAAACCAGACCCCCGCAUUUUCCAUAAGGCCUUGCAGCUUGCUCAUAUGGAGCCGGCAGUGGCAGCCCAUGUUGGGGAUAGUUACCGCUGUGACUACCAGGGUGCCCAGGCGAUCGGCAUGCACAGUUUCCUUGUCACUGGCCCAGAGCCUCUGGAUCCAGCAGUCAAGAAUUCUGUACCUGAAGACCAAAUUCUUCCCUCCCUAUCCCAUCUCCUGCCUGCCCUUGACCGCUUGGAGGGCUCGCUUCCAAGGCCCUGA
Molecule: messenger RNA, 756 nt
Organism: Elephantulus edwardii (Cape elephant shrew)
Lineage: Eukaryota; Metazoa; Chordata; Mammalia; Macroscelidea; Macroscelididae
Gene: HDHD3
Product: haloacid dehalogenase-like hydrolase domain containing 3
Exons: 1
Coding region: 1-756 (251 amino acids)
Source: RefSeq, a predicted model, not a curated record